AUGCGCUUGAGGCUCAGCUCAUGCAGAUUUGCCGGGACGAUACGGACAGGCAGAGGACACCCGUUGGCGCAGUUGCGGCAAUCGUCGGGUGUGGCUCUGAAUGGGAGUGCACCAAAGUCAGGCGAGAAUGAUAAGAUAAGGGCUAUGUUCACAUGGAAGCGAGCGGCUGCCGCAGGACUUGCCACGGGAGGGCUGCUGUACUACACCAAUGACAAUUUCCAUGAUCUGGUGCGGCACGUGGGCACGACCAGCAAGCGUGUGAGCGUGGUGACGGUUGCGACGGUGAGAUGCUGCUACCAGUACAAGCGGACGCUCUCGCAAUCGUACGAGAGCGAGGAAGCGAGGCUUGAGGCGCUCUCGCGGUGUCACAAGACUUGUGCGGAAAUCACGCUGCACGCUCUGGAGAAGAAUGGUGGGAUCUUCAUCAAGCUCGGGCAGCACAUUGGUGCUAUGACGUACCUGCUGCCCCAGGAGUGGACGUCCACCAUGAUACCGCUGCAGGACAAAUGUCCCCAGUCGACGCUGGAGGAGAUUGACGGGAUGUUCAGGCACGAUCUAAGGCAGGGGCUGGACGAGCUAUUUGAGACAUUUGACCCGCACCCAAUAGGCGUGGCGUCGCUGGCACAGGUGCAUAUUGCGACGUUGAAGGGGUCUCAUGAAAAAGUGGCGGUCAAGUGCCAGCACCCACACCUGAAGGAAUUUGUCCCGUUAGACGUAAUGCUGACCCAGAACGUCUUCAAUGUCCUUGACGUUGUGUUUCCCGAGUAUCCGAUGACAUGGCUCAGCGAUGAGCUGCAGUCGUCUAUCUAUGUGGAGUUAGACUUCACGAAGGAGGCAGAGAAUGCGAUAAAUACAGCCAAUUACUUUUACAAAUACCGUAAGGAAACUGCGCUCAGAAUUCCGAGAGUGGUGUCUGCCGCUAAGCGUAUCCUGGUACUUGAGUUCGUGGAAGGAGAGAGAUUGGACAAUCUCCGGUACCUGGACACCAACGGUAUCUCAAGAUCCGAGGUGUCCUCUUGUCUCUCACAUAUAUUCAACAAUAUGAUCUUCACCCCAAACGUAGGUGUCCACUGCGAUCCCCACGGGGGGAACCUUGCGAUCCGGGUCUUACCAAAACCAAAAGCGGGACACAAUUUCGAGAUAGUGUUAUAUGAUCACGGUCUUUACCGCAUGCCAACGACAGAGAUGCGGCGCGACUACGCCAAAUUCUGGUUGGCUCUGUUGGACAAGGACACCGAAAAGAUGAAGCUAUAUGCUAAAAAGUUCGCUAACGUUAAGGAAGAGCAGUUCCCAAUAUUUGCUGCCGCAAUUACGGGAAGGUCUAUCGAUACUGCGUUGAAUUAUGAUAUUUCUACUGUUCGAUCCCAGGAUGAAAUCGACAGGAUGAAAAAUGCCCUAUUGAGCGGAGGGUUGUUGGUUGACAUAAUGGCGCUGCUGUCCACGAUCCCGCGGAUAGUGCUCCUGAUCCUCAAGACCAAUGAUCUCACCCGCCAUCUGGACGAGUGUCUGGAGAAUCCGCUGGGCCCCGAACGCACGUUCCUGAUCUUGACACAAUACUGUGCGCGGACUAUUUACCAGGAAACGUGCGAGCGCAUAGACCACAUGUACCGCCGCUGGACAUUCAGAUGGAUUUUUUGCGAGAUCAAGGCAUGGCUCGAGUACGAGAGACGCAAGAGCCAGCUAAUCAUAUUUGAUGUCGCAUUAUGGUGCAAGAAGUACUUCGUGUAG
Molecule: messenger RNA, 1728 nt
Organism: Eremothecium gossypii ATCC 10895
Lineage: Eukaryota; Fungi; Ascomycota; Saccharomycetes; Saccharomycetales; Saccharomycetaceae
Gene: CQD2
Product: Cqd2p
Exons: 1
Coding region: 1-1728 (575 amino acids)
Biological process (GO): mitochondrion organization; lipid homeostasis
Cellular component (GO): mitochondrial inner membrane
Source: RefSeq, marked provisional